UUCAUAGAUUGGAUUCAAAGCUCAAAUACUCUGAUAAAAUUCGAUGGUGAGAUUAUCUGGUGACUUGAUUUCUGUAGGUUGCCAAGCUAGGCGUUAUAUUGUUAUCGAACGAGUGGAGCAGCAUUUUGGAGUUUCGGUGGACGACGCUCCACGUUUCGUUGAAAUGUCAUAUUGUUUUCACAGAUGAUCGAGAGAAAAAAUUCGGAUCGCUUUUUGAAGUUCUGAGUGAGUGAUAUAUUCGGACAAAUAUUCGUACCGCUGAUCGAAAUGCCGAAGAAAUUCGUGGGUGAAAACAGCAAGGCUGUUGCAGCUAGGGCGCGAAAAGCGGCCGUUAAGGACGCCGAGAUUUCAAAAAAAGCCCAAGAAGCCGAGGACAAGGCGUGGCAAGAUGACGACAAACAAUUGCAAAAGAAAAAACAGAAACAGGAGGAGAUGGAGAAGAAGCGCUUGCAGCAACUCGAGAAAAAAGCUGAGGCAAAGGCCCUCCUGGAGAAAGAAAUGUCCAGUAUAAAGGUCGGUGGCAAACAAACAGCGGCGAAAUUGACGAGAGCCGAAAUUCAAGCCGAAACCGAAAGGAGGAAUCAAGCGGCUCAGAAGAAGAAGGAAGAGGAACCCGAACUCCCCCUGGAAGAGAACAUCAACCGAAUCGUCCUCGACGGAGAAACCGCCCACGGUAUCGACGAGGCCUUAACGGUUCUAGGCGCGAAGGAUUCGGAAACCGACCGCCAUCCUGAGAAAAGACUGAAGGCCGCUUACACCGCAUUCGAAGAGCGUAUGAUGCCUUUGAUCAAGGAACAGAAUCCCACCCUGCGAUUGAGUCAGUUGAAACAGAUUCUGAGAAAAGAAUGGAUGAAAUCGCCGGACAAUCCGUUGAACCAAAGACUCCAGAAUCGCUAAAAUGUACUCGAGGUCGGUCGAAGUUCCCAUUACUGUGGAAUAAAUUGCCGCAAGGUAUUCUAUCCUAGCUCUCGUCGUGGGCACGUAUCGAAGAUGGAAAUGUGAUUAUAUGAAAAAAAAAAGAACAAUUCUUUAUUGUAAAUGAAUAAUAAAUUAUGCUUCGGAAGGAUAUUACUUACAAUGCGAUAGAAAAA
Athalia rosae (coleseed sawfly) is the source of this 1091-nucleotide messenger RNA. RefSeq names its product coiled-coil domain-containing protein 124. The transcript has 4 exons. Gene Ontology annotation, cellular component: nucleus. Gene Ontology annotation, biological process: transcription by RNA polymerase II. The record is from RefSeq and is a predicted model, not a curated record. Gene Ontology annotation, molecular function: transcription coactivator activity. The coding region runs from base 268 to 897 and encodes 209 amino acids. Lineage: Eukaryota; Metazoa; Arthropoda; Insecta; Hymenoptera; Athaliidae.